Molecule: messenger RNA, 2122 nt
Organism: Cucurbitaria berberidis CBS 394.84
Lineage: Eukaryota; Fungi; Ascomycota; Dothideomycetes; Pleosporales; Cucurbitariaceae
Exons: 3
Coding region: 159-1892 (577 amino acids)
Biological process (GO): cytoplasmic translational initiation
Cellular component (GO): guanyl-nucleotide exchange factor complex; eukaryotic translation initiation factor 2B complex
Molecular function (GO): translation initiation factor activity; guanyl-nucleotide exchange factor activity
Source: RefSeq, a predicted model, not a curated record
CACGUACCUACAGCAGAACCAAACCGGGCAAGCUACAACUGUCUUCCUUGGGAAUACUCAUGGUCCAUUAGCAUUAUAAUUUGUCGCUUUGUGGAACAAGAGAACUUGGAUCUCUACCAAUAUACCACACACUGCGCACAUUUCACGUCUACCUCAGGAUGCCUCACGCGACGAGCCUCCCAGAGCCAGGCUUCCAAGCUCUCAUAUUAUGUGGGCCAGGAGCAUCCUUCAGUACCUUCACAUCAAGGCCUAGAGAUAUCCCAAAGGCAUUGCUACCAAUUGCAAAUCGGCCUAUGGUGUGGUAUCCGCUGGAAUGGUGUUACCGCAUGGGAGUCACGGACAUUAUCGUUAUAACGCCCCCAGAGUCCUUGGAAGCUAUCGAAGCUGCCAUGUCCCAAAACCCACACCUUACAACCCUUCCUUCGCCAAAGCCAGACAUUCUCGCCCCAAAAGACCUCACCCACGAGACCGGAACCGGCGACCUCUUCAGACUUCCCGAAGUACAAAAUGCGAUCAAGGGCGACUUCAUCGUGCUGCCGUGUGAUCUCGUAUGCGAACUGGACGGUACAGCGUUAGCUGACGCGUGGAUGAUCGAACAGGGAGGCUUUGCGGGAGCUAGUGGUGGACUGCAUGAGAACGGCAGCAAGAUUGCUUUCGGCGCUGGUGGAGAGAGGCUCGGUAGAAGAGGCGGCCUAGGAGUUUGGUAUGAAACCAAAGGCGAGGGUAGCAAGAAAGGUGAAGAGACGGACUUCAUCGCAACCACGCCGCUGCCGACACCCACCGUACCAGCGCCCGCAGACUCAUUACGGCGACACAUCUCAAACCUCGUAUACUCUGUCCCCACAGACACGCUUAACGACAUCACCGAAGCGAACAAGACAUUCCCGCUGCGACAUUCGCUCAUCCGAAAGCAUGCCCGCAUAAAGAUGCUCACAACUCACCGCGACGCGCACAUCUACUUCUUCCCGUACUGGGUGAUUGAAAUGAUCAAGAAGAAUGAAAAAUUUGAGAGCAUAAGCGAAGAAGUCUUGGGCUGGUGGGCAAAGGCUGGGUGGCAGGAUGGGCUAGGAGACAAGCUGGGUCUGCGACAGAUAUUGCAGGGCGAAGAUGAAGCCUCAGACCAUGGUUCACAGGUAGUCGAAGAAGAGGUUGAUGUUUCCAAGUUCAGCACAACCUACUCCAGCGGUAUGACGAACGACGGCACAAGGACACCCACAAUACUUGCCUCGAGAGUCACCCGGUCCUCCAGCAUACCCGAAUCUGCCAAAUCGCUCACCUCGGACUCAAAACUCAUCAUACCUCCGCUACUAGCAUACGUCCAGCCAUCUCGUCCAACCGAGCCUCUCAUCCGCCGUGUAGACGACUCGCACCUGCUCCUGACCGUCUCUCUCCGCCUUGCAAAACUCUCUUCUAUAGAAGAGUCUAGCAAAGAUACCGCCUCACCCUUUGCUCAUCAGUCCAAAAUUGCCCAUAAAGAAUCAAUUCCCAGAAAGUGUCGCGUAGAAGCCGAAAACUCACUAUUAGCAGAGAACGUCAUCGUUGAAGAGAAAACGAACAUCAAAGAAACCGUUAUUGGUCCAAACUGUAAGAUCAGCGAGGGCGCAAGGCUGUUAAGGUGUUUGUUAAUGGAUGGCGUGGAGAUUGGGCCGAAUGUGCAGCUUACGGAUUGUAUACUGGGUCGGAGGUGUAAAAUUGAGGGCGGCGCAGCGAACACCGAUAAGACGGUGCUGAAGGACUGUGAGGUGCAGGAUGGACAGGUUGUGGAGUGGGGUACUGAGGCGAAAAACGAGAAAUUCAUGCGCUUCGACGUUGGCGACGAUCCGGAUGAUGUUGGGGGGUUCGGAGAUGAUGAGAUUGAUGCGGUGGAGGAUGACGAGGGCAUCUCAUUAUAAGAACGAAACAUAGCUACAACGGAUGCAACAAUGAUACCCUGGGUCUUUACAUAACUAGCUUGGAAAGGCUAUAAAGCUUCACAGCUAUUCGCGGGUGAACCAUGUCCAUGGUAGACAUAUAGUAAAUGCCUUUCAAACUGCAGCCUGAGACAUUCAUGGCACUUAUUGAUGCCAGAACCUAUACUAAAAGAGCUCUGUUAAUUCUACUCUAAUUAAUAAAUCAAAGGGUC